UUUCAAAAGUAAUUUCACAUUUGAAGAGACAAUUCUGUUUUUGCCAGGACUGUUGACUUCGUCCCCCAAUCCAAGAAAGUGAACAUUUUCUUUCCUCUAUGGAAAUCCAAAGAGUGAUGUUGAAGACAUGAAGAUAAGUCUGGUCCCUGUUAACUCCCUCAGGGCUCAAAGUCAGCUAGCUAUUGAUAGCCUCAGACCCCAUGUUAGUAAUCAUCCCCAACAGAAGUGCUUUGCACAAUAAUUGCUUCAGGCUGAGCAAUCAAGUUGAAAAAACAUUUCCACUGCUCAAAGAGAUACGUGCCAACUAUAUUAUUCAGCUCUCCCAAUGGGAUUUUCCCUUAGAUCUGCUACUCGGGUAUCUGCUAUGCGUGUGGAUUCAAAAGUGGACGAUUAUUUAAUGCAAGGGACUGAGAAAAGCAAGUUGGAACCAGUGACUCAGUUAUUUCAAAACAUCAAGAAAAUAAGAUUAGAAAACACAAGCCAAGAAAACUUUACAAGAAGUAAAGAGAUUGGCACAGGAUCUCUUUCAGAGAAAACCUUGGGUUCUGUAGUAUAUGUUAAAGAAAAUGAUGGAAUAGAAAUGACAGAUGUGGAAUGAAGUUAUUUGUACAUUCUGCCAAAGAAAUUGCUUUUGACUAAGAGAGCAUGUUGAAUGAGAACUUAACCUUAUUAGGAAAACCUAACAAAAUGAAGGAUGAUGAUUGCUUAUUUUUCACUAUUUAUGAAUCACCUUAGACUGCACUUUUUUGAUACAUAUUCAAAACAGUUGUUUUAGGGGAAAAAAACUUUUCAAAAUUCAAAGCAAAAUUCUCUGGUAUUCUAUCCUUGUCAAAAAUCAGAAUUUUUGAUUAACAGUAUUUAAAUGGUACUAAGACAUUUUAAUUAUAAUGUUUCUCUAACAAGUGAUCAAAAAACAGUGCCUGAACAAUUUGACAUCUGUAUUUCAUACUAUUUCUAGUGUACCAAUUUUUUAAUAUUUCAAGUUUGGGAUUUUGCUUUAGGGUACUUUAUCUUACUGCAGUUUUGCAUUUCUGUUCUGUAAAAGAUCACUUCACAUAAACCCUGCAAAAGACCAGUAAAUUACAUAUCUUGAGAAGCAUUUCACAUUUUAAAUCAUCCUUUUAAAACUAUUUUUCCCCACAUUGAAUUCAUUUCAGAGUUACAAAAUAGUUAUUUCCAAGUCUAAUGGUUUAUCUUAUAGAUACUACCAUUUUAUACCACCAAUAUUUAAUGUAAGAAAAAUAGUCUUGUGUUAAAAAAUUCUUGUUUUUGGAUGGAACUGGAGAGUGUGAUGCUAAGUGAAAUAAGCCAUACAGAGAAAGACAGAUA
This is a messenger RNA of Leopardus geoffroyi (Geoffroy's cat), 1329 nucleotides long. It is a transcript of the gene CA3H2orf15, whose product is annotated as chromosome A3 C2orf15 homolog. Bases 326 to 598 code for a protein of 90 amino acids. Lineage: Eukaryota; Metazoa; Chordata; Mammalia; Carnivora; Felidae. The record is from RefSeq and is a predicted model, not a curated record. The transcript is spliced from 4 exons.